Messenger RNA from Toxorhynchites rutilus septentrionalis, 12758 nucleotides. RefSeq lists its product as uncharacterized. The transcript has 3 exons. The record is from RefSeq and is a predicted model, not a curated record. NCBI's taxonomy places the organism in Eukaryota, Metazoa, Arthropoda, Insecta, Diptera, Culicidae. The coding region runs from base 299 to 1222 and encodes 307 amino acids.
UUGGCAUCUGCGAACGUCAAUCGCAUGACAUCAUCCCAAAAAAUGUAAUUCAACGUGCAUUGGAAGAAAAUCAAAUAGUUAAAGAAGUUCAUCUGAGCGCUGAGAAUAGUUUGCUGUUUUUCGUUGUCGUACAGUUCUCAUUUGAUGUUUUCUGUUCGCUGCUGCGAAGACAAAGAAGAAUCUGCCGUGACCAACGUUUUUGCGAGCUGAUCGAUCCAACCGCAGAGCAAUUGGAGGAAAGCGAUGCGUAUUUUGUUUGGACGUCGGACGUGGACCAACAAAAAGUAGAGAUUGUUAAAUGGCAACAAAUACAGACGACGAUGGUGUCGCUAUUCUAAUCUGUGACGAUAGCUACGUUCAACAGAUCAGUAACAACAAUAAUAUCAACGACACCGAAGUAGAUAGAACAGAACAAAUGAGUACAAAUCCGACACCGCCACCCUUACACAAUCAACCUCCAGCGAUGGGAAUCAACAUCAGUAACAAUAGUAGUACCGGUAGUGGCAGUAGGGUAGUGAUUAGUGUAGAUGUGCUCCAGGAGCGUUAUCAGCCGCCGAGCGGCAGUAGAAAUGCCACAGCUAGUAGUGUAGUUAUUCUUCACGGCAGCACGACUGGAACCCGCCGGGGUGAGCCGCCUAGCUAUGACGAAGCAAUCAAUCCGGAAACACCGCCACCGUCCUAUGACUCGCUAUUCGGGCGAGUGCGCGAAGCGCAUAAAUCUUCAACCGGGAUAUUGGAUUUCCUGAAAAAUGUUGUCAUACUUCUGUUGGGAACACUUGGGUGCACAAUUAUCCUCGGAAUCACGAUCGUCAUCCCGGUUACCAUGAUCGUGUUCGGUUCAAUUUAUCUCUACGACUGUCCACAGGGAGAAUACAUUCCAGUCUUCCUGCUAGUCGGGGGCGGCUUUGGGGUGCUGAAACAGCUGCUCCAUCUCUCAACGCGGGUUCGGAGCCGAGAGGAGCAAGAGCUGGAACGGCUCAGGCAAUCGCCAACACAAACCCUGAUCAACUGUUUCAUGCUAGGGUGGUUCAUUAUCGGCUCGUUCUGGAUCUAUAAGAUUUACGAGCCCAACUACGAUCCGUCAUACGGUAAAUACUGUAACAAGUCGCUGUACCUGUUCACGUUUUGGUUGAUCACGUCCGUGUAUAUUAUGCUGGGUAUCGUGACCGUGGUGCUGUGUGGAGUGAGCAUUAUCAGCAUUGCAAUCCACCGGAGAACAUAACAGUUCAAUUUGCUGUUUGGGGUUUAAUUCGGUUGUGUGGAUUGAACCCUACUGAAACACUGAAUUGACCAGCUGCUGGAGAAGCCAGAAAGGAUCGGGAUUGUUGGAGAGAGAAACGGAAUGAUUUGCUUUUUGCUGUGCAUUGGAUGUAUUUUUUUAGGUAGAUAUCAUAGAGAUAUCUGGAGUUUUUUAAAUCUCCCAAAAUUUCAGGAGGUAAGAGCUGCUAUUUUACGACACUUUAGAAGUACUGUUUAAUACAUCUUCUAGAUAUGGGUGUUUAUUAAGAAUCUAGAUAAAGAAAAAGUAAAAAUUACAAACAAAACGCGUAAUACCAAAAAUAUAUUUAAAAAAAAUCACGAUCUGAGUACUUUGUAUUUGCCGCUUGUACAAUCGAGGAACGCAGAGUUACUCAGCUUAAAUGUGCCAUACACGCGAACAUUCGUCCUACGAAUCGUAAGUUUUAGGACCCAUCUAUUUCUACUGUAGCUUAGUGAUGCAGCUCUCUGCCAUAGAGUCGAUAUAUAUAUUUUUCAAACUGACUGAAUUACUAGCCCAACUAGUUUGAUCGCACACGAUCUCAUCUUUUAAUUGAUCAUUCUGCUGUUGUAAACAAACAAAAAAAAUGAAAUCAAAUUAGUUGUUAAGGACCAAAAACCAAAACACGGAACGGAUGUUUGCGCCACUUACGAUUAUACUAUUUCUACAUUGGCCCUGCCCGGUCAUAUUCUGGUGCUGGCGGCUUCGGAUGCGGAUCUGGACUGAAUAAUUGAUUGAUUCUCUUAUAGAGGACGAACGCAGAGUUGUGGAGAGACUUUCUUGCUUUUUCAGAGAUAAUUGAACAUUGAGUUCUUGCCGACAGGGUCCAACAUUUUCGAAGACGAUACAUGAAAAUUGACUUUCCUCUCAGUUAGUGAUUGCAUUACUGUGCUCAAAUUUCGAUAGCCGUUUAUUCGGUAAUGAACCGGUAAAUUACCGGUAAAAACAUACUUUAAAAUAAACAAUUUUCUUGAAGAAACGGCUUUUAUUUAUGAUGAAAAUUUUUGCUGGUUAAAGUAAUACUUAAGGACAUAGAGAAUGGUAACUUUGUCGUCUUCUAAUCUAGAUCGGAUCUCAUUAACAAAGUUUCCUGAAGAUGAAAACGCCCUUCAAAGUCCAAUUAUACUGAUUAGAAGAGUAUCGAAUGCUAUUGUCAUGUAUUUGCCUCUGAUGCUCUCUGUACGAAAACUCUUGCCCGUGGAUUUUCAUCAAUCCGUUUAUAGACGUUGAGAUUGGGCUGGACGUUGAUACCUUUGAUUGUUUGAAUCGUCGUUCAGGAAAAUUUGGAAAAUCGAAAUUUUGUUUUCGAUGCCAAAUGUCUUAAAAAUGCAUAAAACGUCGAGAUCUGGGGUGGCAUUGCGCAUUUCGAAACGAGUAACUCGUUUCGAGUAAAUUCGAACUCAAAUCGAAAUGGUUUUAGUAUUAUGUAUAUUUUUCAUGUUCAUAUUUUCUGUGUACUAGAUUUAGAGCAAAAUUUGUCUCGUAAAGAAAUGUAAAAUUUUUGGGUUCGUAAGCAAAGCUGCUCAAAUGUAUGUCAAAAAGGUCGAAACGAACAAAAAUCACUCGUUUGGAAAUGCGCAAUGUCACCCCUGGUGUUAUCUCGAAAAAAAAUUUUGACCGAAAAUCGACUUUUUGGGUCUUAGCCUGAGAGGCCAAAGCAUCAAAACUUUGAGUGCUUUGAGACACCCCUAAAUCAUGUCCGAUCGAGAAACUUUGCACAGGUCAUUUUUUGUGCCAAUAAACGAAUUGUACGUGGUCGGUUUUUGAAAUUCGAUAAUUUUUUUUUUCAUACCUUCAAAGAAGGUCGAUUUUCUCUCAAUUUUUUUUCGAGAUAACACCAGAUCUCGACGUUUCACGCAUUUUUAAGUCAUUUGACAUCGAAAAUUUUUUGACGUAGGACUACGUCUUUCAUUUCUAUACCGGGGUGUAAAAUCAAAGUUUCGAAAACGAAAGCGUUACGCCGGAGACCGAGAUUUUGAGCGUUAAUAGCUCCUAAACAACUGAACGAAAUGGUUUGAUAAACACUUCAUUCGAAAGAUAAAAUGUCUACGCGUUAUAUACUUGUUACUUUUUCAUCCAAAAACUUAUUUCAAUAGUCUUAAAAUCGCUUUCAAAACAGGCUAUUGAAAUCACCAAUCGUUAUAUAAGCGAGCGCCGCUCGUAAAUCCACUCAGUUAUAAUUGAACUGCGAAUGGAACAUGUUGUCGCUGUUGUGAUGAAGCUAACUUCGUUUAUCAUGAAAGCGCUGAUGAACGGUGUCACCAAGAGCCUGUUUGUGCACCUUAGGCCAGAAGGGAAUCCAUCAGGAGGAGAGUGAUGCCACGGUUCCGCUUGAAACAUCGGAGCAGCCACCACACAUACAUACACGCGCGGAACCCUCGUUGCUAUCAUCGUUGCUGAAAAAUAAUCUACCAACUCCCCUGGGAAUUGAAAAAUACAUUCAUGCGAAAGAGUUUAUUUUAAUGUUUUCUAUCCAUACAAAGCUGCAACUAAAUACAUUUGGUUUUGUGAUUUUUCAAUCAAGUGUAAUUAGCUGGAAAGCUUCUGAAGAUUAUUCUUCCCCAUCAGUAGGAUAUUUUCGUAUCCGAUAUUGUAUGCGCGUGCAACGGAAAAUGUUUCGUAUCGCGAAAAUUAUAUAAUUUUUAAUCGAUUAUUGCUCAGUCGCCGAAAUUUUCAUACUCAGAGUGUUCAUUCCCCUCGAGUUUGCCUUCCAAAUUGCCAUCGUAAACCACCCCUUCUCUUGAUUCAAUCACUGACAAAAAGCAUACUUAAGCGAUAUUCUGGUGGUGAAACCAAUUCAUUUUUCAUGAGGACAUCGACAAGACAACAUCGUUACUGAACGAGCUGAACGUGCUGGACGAGCUGGACGGCGAGGGAUCGAGGGAUUCAUUACCCGGCCUGACCUGACCUGAAAUACAAUCAGUUUGUUUUGACUGUGAGGGAGCGCAGAAAAGCCGAUCGAUCAGAAGGAGAAGAGAAGGUGACCAAGAGAGUAUCAGCAUCGAAAAACGGUUCCCCGGGAAGAGAUCGAAGCACCCGCCACACACACACACAUACACGCGCGCAACUUGUUCGUUUGCUGGUUAUCGAGAAGAAACCUGAAAAGAAGUGAUCGUUGUUGAAAAAUAAUCUGCCAGUUCCCCUUGGAAUUGAAAAUUACAUUCAAGCGAGUUUAUUUUAAUGUUUUCUAUCCAUAUAAUACUGCGACCACAUACAUUUGGUUUUGUGAUUUGUCAAUCAAGUGCAGUUAGCAGGAAAGCUUCUGAAGAUUAUUCUUCAGAACAAGGUUUUUUGUACCAAUAUUGGAUGCAUAAAACCUUGAGCCUCCAACGUAACACUCUCGUUUUUGAAGUCACCCAAAUAUUUAUUUAUUCAUUCAUUCAGGAUGGAUUUAGAUUCAACUUCAAACAAAUGAUCUCUAAAUCAACGAUAGUCCUACGUCACCCUUGCGGUUAUACCAUAGAUAUAACCCACUUCCUGUUUUUUUUCCAAAUUUCCUUUAGGGGCUGUCUACAUACCACGUGGACAGAAAAAAGCACGAUUUUAUACUCCCCCCUCCCCCUCCGUGGACAAUCGUGGACAUUUUCACACCCCUCCCCCUGUUGUCCACGUAGACAUUUUUGCUUAUUUAAUUCGUAUAAUUGAGGAAAUAACUGGAUUACAUUAAAUUUAAAUUCCAUUUAAGUUUUUUUUUUCAAAUUUUACUAACUGUACCCUGCCACGCUUUGGCUAUCUAGGAUUCCAACACGCAAACGCGCAAUAUACAGUUGAACAAUUCGCACUCGAAUCUACAUCACACAAUUCCAAAGAUUGAUCUUGAGCAACGCCAAUCGAAUAAAAUUAAAUGGAUUUAAAAUCAUUAUCGGAUACAAUUUUAGUUCACGAUUUUUUGAACACUUGCAAAAAAAAUGUUUUGCUACCACAUAGAAAACGUAUUCAAUAUUAGAAAAUUGCUCACAGCUUUCCUUCAGAAGUGUGUUUAUUCCAUCUGAAAAUCUUAAAGCAUUUUGAGGGGUUGGCAGUAGCAACAACAAUCCUUGAAGUGGAUUUUAUAUUGUGUCAUAAUAUGAGCUUCAUCAGUGGCGAAUUUUUCGAGUUUAUGAAGCGCACAAAAAACAAACAGAACAAUUGUAUAUGCAAAGAUUGUUUUUAUCAAUUAAAAAGAAAGAAAGAAGAAUUUCAAGAAAAGAAAAGAUGGAUGCACUGGUCUCUAUGCACUGAUAUCUAAAGAUCUUCAUUUGAUAAAGGAUUGAGGAGUAAAGGGUCGAAAUUUCUAAGCGAUUUCGAAACGCCUGUACUUUCUAUAUAAAUCAUGACAUGAAGACAAAAAAAUCAGCAUAUUCAAACUACAAAUUUCUGGUUUAUGGAUAUCGUACGUACAUAUUUUAAUUUAAUGUGUAUAUACGUUGUAGACGAAAGACAUUGCAAGAAAAGAUAAAACGUUUGCUUUCAAAGUUUCUAUAAAUUUUAAAAAUAUAUUCACAAUAACAAUCCAAUGAACCUGAUUGUUUCGUUUCAUUUGAUUCAUAGAAAGUUUCAGUAGAACUGUUUUCUACAGAGGUAUUCUCUAUCGAAUGAUCCGUUUAUCCUUUAAUUUUGAAUCAUGAAUUAUUCAUGAAAUAAUGAACGCACCGCAAAUCGAUGGUCAAAUCUGCCCACUGCAAACUUGAAAAUAUUCUAUACAAGGUCCAGUUGUUGCUUUGACAAAUGCAUUAUUUUAUAACAGAGUUAUAGCGUUUCAAAAAUCAUUAAACAUUUUCGAUGUCGCAUUUUGAUCCUCUAUUUUUUUGUCGAGUGUAGUGUUUUUUGCCCACUCCGGGGUACGAUUCGUCACAGGAAAUGUCGAUUUAUUUACACAUUCGCUUCACUUUAAGUCAUCAGCGCAAUGCGAAACCUUUUCCGCAAUAGUUCCGGGAAAUUUCAGAAGGUACUAAUAGCGUAUUAGAAAUAUUUUCAAUGUAUAUUUGCGUAACCUCAGAUAACCUAAUAAAAAACAAAACCUUCUAAAAUGCAAGAAUAUGUAAACUUUCUUACAGUAUUACUUUGAUAAAGGAACACACAUUGUGAUGUAGGAAAAAAACCAUUGGAUUGAACCUCCUACAGGAUCAUAAAUGUAGGUUUUCGUUUGACGAUUUUUCGGUUUUUUGUCAUUUUCCGGAAAACAAAAGCACGGAAAAAAAGACGGGUGGGUAAUGUCGGGGACAUAACCGGAGUGACGUAGGACUAUACAAAGGGGACAGCUUUUGUUAAAUAUAUAUUUUAAAUAUAUUGUUUUAUUUUCUUCUCCUACGUGAAUACCUACCUAUGUACCUGAAAAAUGGAUUAGUUUACUGUUUACUCUUUAUGAACAUGUUGGUGGUUCUGAAAAGAACCUUUGGCGUUGUGUUUUUGCGUUUUUUAUGAAGGCUCACCACCUAGCCCCGUACAUGGAAUACAUCUUUACAUUGUCUUUGAUCCCCAUGUACGUCCAUCACGACCAUUUGUUUUAGAAAGCAUUGAACUGUAUUUCCUAAACUCUUUUUUGGAAGGUUUAAUGGCCCUGAAAAGCGCCUUGUUUUAUGGAAUGGUUCCAAUUUAGAAAACUUUGUACUCGUGGUUUUGAAAAAAACCAUUUCGAACGCCCUCGAUGCCGCCUUGUUCUGGAUUUGCCACCAAAGCAGUUUGUAUAAAGAACAAACUUUUUUCUUAUGCUACCCGAUGCCGUUUUUCUAUUGCGUUUGCCACUCGCCACUCGCUGCAACUGCCUGUUGUCUUGAUGUCCACCGAACCGAAUGUGUUCUGUUCCGAAUGCGGGGUUUCUUAUCGUCGCGAGCAGCUUUGCCAGCUAACUCGAUCACUUCGGCGGCCGAAACUAUAUAACGCCGGCUCGGACUAGCUACCCUUGCGGGAAACUCCAGACCAACACGGUUCGAGCGGGAUUUUGCCUUUCCCUUCACUUUUCCUCCUUUGCCAUGUCCAGACAUGGCUGCUUGGGUUGGUUUAUUGAUGUGUUGUGAUGCGAACUGAUGUGGUGUACGGUUUGAAUGAGAAUGAUCGUUACGGCAGCGGAGCGGGGAUUUUUAAGCUGACUGGCUGGCUCGAGAAUUACGCAUGUGUGAGACUGCGACCAAUGUUUCGUUCAUAUUUUUUCUUUUUCCUUUCCAAUCGUGCUUCAUUCUAUUUCGCUGCUGCUCUGGUUGCCCGUUUUGGUCGGUACGAUUUGAGGAGCACAAAAUGGACCAAUCAAAAAUGGGCACAUAGUGCAUUUUGACAAUGCUUGAUAUUUCACAAUUAUUCAAUUAUUUAUCUCAAGAAAAAUGAAAUGUUAUUCGUUAUGAUAGAUGCGUAGAUAUUUCCUAUCAAUUGAUGCAAAAACCUUUGCGAUCUAUUGAGAAAUGCUCGAGUUAUAAGCGUUCCAAAUCUUGCAUUUUUUCCUACUUGUUCAGUGCCUAGAUUUCCAUUUCACCCCCUAUAUCUUCCGGUUAGACGUAGUCCUACAUCAAAAAACGAGUGGAUAAUGUCGGAGACAUAACUGGAGAGACGUAGGACUACACCAAUGGGUGUCCAUUAUUCAAAUAUGGUGGAGCACAGAUCGCAGAAUGACCAACUUUUCAUGUACAAAAUUACAGAAAAAAUCAAAGGAUAAAAUAAAACCUCAGCACUCAACAAACACUCAAAAGUUUAGAUUCAAAUACGAAAAAAUCAAAAUUUGUCGUGCAAAUGUCGUGCGGUCUUUCCAUCAUUGAUUCCGAUAAAAAACUGCAGGGAAAACGAUUCGAGAAGCUUUUUACUAUUGAUUAUUUUGAUAUUUGACAGAUUUUGGACGUAUCAGUGGAUAUUUUUGGAAAUAGCACAGAAGGGAGCCGAAAGAUAAAGUAUUUCGUUAAAAUCGUAACAGUUCCAUGAAAUUGAUCCGAAUCAAAAUGAAAAUGUCUCAUUCUGUACUAGUAUUUAAAGUUCUGUCAAGAUAACUUUGAACUGUGUUAGUAAAUCCAUUUUUUAAAAUCUUCUAUGACACUUCUCAGCCGUCGUUUAACUAAAUUAAAAAUCACAAACAAUUCAUUUAUUGGAAAAUAUCGACAAUCGUUUUUAAAUUUCAUGUUAAUUGAAUGUUUUAGGAACUACAGGUUAAGUACUAUUAGAGAAUUAGAUUACUAGUCUACAUUUGGAUUUUUUCUGAAAAAUUACUGGAAAAUCAGGGAAUAUCAUGGAAUUUUUUUUUUAUUUUGACUCGACACCCUGUUGAUGAUGCUGCUCCCGAUCUCAAGGACCAAAAACCAAAACACGGAACGGAUGUUUGCGCCACUUACGAUUAUACUAUUUCUACAUUGGCCCUGCCCGGUCAUAUUCUGGUGCUGGCGGCUUCGGAUGCGGAUCUGGACUGAAUAAUUGAUUGAUUCUCUUAUAGGGGACGAACGCAGAGUUGUGGAGAGACUUUCUUGCUUUUCCAGAGAUAAUUGAACAUUGAGUUCUUGCCCAGGGUCCAACAUUUUCGAAGACGAUACAUGAAAAUUGACUUUCCUCUCAGUUAGUGAUUGCAUUACUGUGCUCAAAUUUCGAUAGCCGUUUAUUCGGUAAUGAACCGGUAAAUUACCGGUAAAAACAUACUUUAAAAUAAUCAAUUUUCUUGAAGAAACGGCUUUUAUUUAUGAUGAAAAUUUUUGCUGGUUAAAGUAAUACUUAAGGACAUAGAGAAUGGUAACUUUGUCGUCUUCUAAUCUAGAUCGGAUCUCAUUAACAAAGUUUCCUGAAGAGGAAAACGCCCUUCAAAGUCCAAUUAUGUUGAUUAGAAGAGUAUCGAAUACUAUUGUCAUGUAUUUGCCUCUGAUGCUCUCUGUACGAAAACUCUUGCCCGUGGAUUUUCAUCAAUCCGUUUAUAGACGUUGAGAUUGGGCUGGACGUUGAUACCUUUGAUUGUUUGAAUCGUCGUUCAGGAAAAUUUGGAAAAUCGAAAUUUUGUUUUCGAUGCCAAAUGUCUUAAAAAUGCAUAAAACGUCGAGAUCUGGGGUGGCAUUGCGCAUUUCGAAACGAGUAACUCGUUUCGAGUAAAUUCGAACUCAAAUCGAAAUGGUUUUAGUAUUAUGUAUAUUUUUCAUGUUCAUAUUUUCUGUGUACUAGAUUUAGAGCAAAAUUUGUCUCGUAAAGAAAUGUAAAAUUUUUGGGUUCGUAAGCAAAGCUGCUCAAAUGUAUGUCAAAAAGGUCGAAACGAACAAAAAUCACUCGUUUGGAAAUGCGCAAUGUCACCCCUGGUGUUAUCUCGAAAAAAAAUUUUGACCGAAAAUCGACUUUUUGGGUCUUAGCCUGAGAGGCCAAAGCAUCAAAACUUUGAGUGCUUUGAGACACCCCUAAAUCAUGUCCGAUCGAGCUGAAACUUUGCACAGGUCAUUUUUUGUGUCAAUAAACGAAUUGUACGUGGUCGGUUUUUGAAAUUCGAUAAUUAUUUUUUUUCAUACCUUCAAAGAAGGUCGAUUUUCUCUCAAUUUUUUUUUUCGAGAUAACACCAGAUCUCGACGUUUCACGCAUUUUGAAGUCAUUUGACAUCGAAAAUUUUUUGACGUAGGACUACGUCUUUCAUUUCUAUACCGGGGUGUAAAAUCAAAGUUUCGAAAACGAAAGCGUUACGCCGGAGACCGAGAUUUUGAGCGUUAAUAGCUCCUAAACAACUGAACGAAAUGGUAUGAUAAACACUUCAUUCGAAAGAUAAAGACAUUUUCUUUGACGGAAUAUUCAUCUCGGGAUAGUCUUGUUUAGUCCCAUCAGAAAUCUGGGCCGAUUCAGCGGAUUUUACGGAUGAUUUUACUGGAUUCAACUCCUGCUUGAUGUCAAUCAAUACCUUUAAGCGAGCCGUCCGGUUUUGAUUUCCCGAGGCAUGAGAAUCGUUGGCCUUUCUGACAGUAAGAACAGCUAAAAAUAAACUGUUUUGUGUAUUAAUUGUAUAAUCUGGGUUUGUUUAAAUUUAGCUGUUGGUAUCAGUUUUCGACGAUAUUGUUCUUCCAAGCCAUCGGUAUGCACGAAACAAUCUGGACUGAAGUGAAGCGAGCAAAUGUACAUGUUAGUAUUGCUGUUAGUAUUGCUGUGCGAAGAAUCAAAACCAUUUCAUCCGAAUGGUCACAUCCCUCGGGAAUCGAUGAAAUGAUAAUUUGUGGGAUAUGUUUUCAUAAUUCGAGUUAGACUCGAACCCGGGCAUCAAUGACCGACGGCCUUAUUCUGCGUGGCGUGUGAGGUGAGAUGACAAUUGUCACUUAUGUCACGCGAUUCCACCAGGCGUAUGCCGUGAGAAAUCUCACUUGAAUGAACUCUCACUUUAUUCCCGCUCUCAAAUAUACGUGACGAUUGUCACAUGAACUGGGAUUUCUAGGUGACAAUCGUCGACAUGUCUUGAGGUGUCGACAGUGCAUGAAAACAAAUGAAAAAAGGAAGAGGAAUAAUAAGUGUUUUUUUGGGUCGUAUAGAAUCGAUAGUAAUGGUAUUAUAUGUAUCAAUAAAUUCAAUUUAUCUUCAAUUUUCACAGUACGAAAGACAAAUUGCAAGUAGUUUGUUUUUUUUUGUGAAAGUGGUAGUGAGUCUGUUAUUCCUCAAUUGGACGAAUAAGCACACCGAAAUUAUUUUCAUUUCAUGAAAUCUAUUUAUUUUCUCUAAAAUAUAUCUAUCAUAUGGGUCUUGUGUUUCAUCUAUCUAUCCGCGAGUCAUCGUCACCCAACUGCAUAUCCAUUUCAGAAGCCGUGGUAUAUGCCCGAGCCGGAGCCAGAGCAACAAUUUAACACUGAGAGUGCAGAGAGCAGCAGCAACUACGACCAAAACAAACAAAAAUGCUAAACUUUACAGGAUGCAAUCAACUGUUUCACCAAAUCUAAAUCAAAUACCUGCAAAUUCGGCAGAAUGUCCUGAUACACUAACAACAGGCCAGGUUAAAUCAGAUCUAUAGAUACGGUACUGACUGCAGCAAAACAAAUAUCUGACCUCUCUGAGCGAAACAAAUAAAAUUCUGGGAUGCCAGAUGUUUUUUCUCAAAUAUAUGCGAUAAAAAUCUGAAAUAUUUGUAAAUAUGUGCUAAUGUCUGACAUACUGACCAGCUUCGUUUAUCAUAUGGAAUCAAUAAUGUUUUGUCACUAUUUUAAAUAGCCUGCAGCAGGAAUAAAAGGUUAUGAUAAAAGUUAAAUGUCUACAAAUUCGUGAACACAUGUGCGAAUGUGGCAUCUCUGAUCAGAUUUGGCAACCAGCAGAAUGAACGCCUUGUCACUUGCUGUUCAUCCUCUCACAUACAUCAAAUGAACCUCUCACGGCAUCCGAAACGACUGUAGGAAUAGAGUGAGGAGAGUUGCGUGAUGGUGAUGUGACAAUUGUCAUCUCACCUCACACGCCGCGUAGAAUCAGGCCGCGAAUACUAACGCAUCCGGGUGCCACACAUCGAGCCAUAGAGUUGUCUGAAAAUGAAAAUAUUUUAUAUAUAUUCCUUCGCAGUCGAGCCGCCGUAUAAGGCCAGUUUCAAAAAGCUGCACAGAAACAACACAUCCAGGGUACUAAUUCCGGAAAGCCUUUCACGUUAAUGGUUCAAUAACUACUCUAUCUCACGUAUUGUUCAAUAAUUUAAAAAAAGUAGCAAAACACGUAAUAUUCGCAACAAAAAAAAACACUUGUUAUGAAUUGCUUUGCGGUCGCUACUUUUCGUCAAAGCUAAGAUGUCAUAGUUGAGAGUGUAUAAGUGAAUCGUGUCCUACACACUUCGAGUCCAGGUUACCUUGUCAUAAACGUACCCCGGGCUACAUCAUCAAUGCAUACAGCAAAUGGCCUGAGGUAAUAACAACCAAGCGAAUCGCCACUGAAGUAACGCUUAUCAUGUUGAUGAAAAUCAUCAAUCAUCACAUCUAUUUUCAUGUCUACUUAGUUUUUGUGCAUUAUUCCACAUUAACUAUGUAUUGGAGAUGGGAAUACUCCCAUGGCCAAACCCGUGUUCAUGUCCUAUGAUUUCGCAUCCGUUUCCAGGGUACCAGAAUAAAUGUCUUUUUUUUUUGUGAAUAUGUGCUAUAACAAGACCAACGACAAUUCAUUAAAUAUAAUGUUUUUGCAAACCGUACACUUCGUCAACUAAUCGGCUAAGACAGGCACAAACAAGGAAACAACCAAUAUUUACACGAUGGCCCCACAGGAAAUUAUUUGCUAGUGCAUUUGAGUGUUCUCUCUUUUGUUUCUCACCAGUCUAAAUAUACAUUGUAGGAAUAUAUACAAACGGGCAGGAAAUAUUUUAUAAAAUCACAAAUGUGGCAAUUUACUUUACAUACUAUAUGAGCUAUAUUUAUGGAUGCCUAUAAACGGUGGAAACUUUAACUAUAGGUAAUAAGAAGCUAUGCUGCGCGCACCAUAAAUUGGUGUCGCAGAACCAGAAUACCAAAUCGAAACAUGUUGGUCCACACCGAUUUAUGAACACUAAAAUUGUAUAACCAUCGGACGUAAAUUGAACCUCUUCACAAUUCUUAUAUUCAUAUAUAUUCUCUGCUAUUAUGAAUUUCUCCUGUUAUUAAAG